AUGCCACGAGCUAUUAGAGAUAUAAUAUCAGUCCUUUGGUUGAUCAGAACAGGCGUACUUGUUGAAUGCGACCCUUCGAUAAAAGCCAUUAUUGUCAAGAUAGACAGUUCGAGUCAUGCGUACAUUGUCGAAGAAUUAGAUGACCAGACACUAGUAAUUAAAGAAAAUAUGCUGGGGCAACUAAAGAGACAACUUGACGAGAUCCUCAAGGAAACACAGGUGGCUAUCGAGAGUGACGACGAAAAAUAA
This is a messenger RNA of Blumeria graminis f. sp. triticale, 249 nucleotides long. The record is from the annotation of a GenBank genome assembly. Lineage: Eukaryota; Fungi; Ascomycota; Leotiomycetes; Helotiales; Erysiphaceae.